This is a messenger RNA of Prinia subflava (tawny-flanked prinia), 4218 nucleotides long. It is a transcript of the gene ANKEF1, whose product is annotated as ankyrin repeat and EF-hand domain containing 1. The transcript is spliced from 10 exons. Gene Ontology annotation, molecular function: protein binding. Bases 160 to 2637 code for a protein of 825 amino acids. The record is from RefSeq and is a predicted model, not a curated record. NCBI's taxonomy places the organism in Eukaryota, Metazoa, Chordata, Aves, Passeriformes, Cisticolidae.
GCUGAGGGGACCGAGGGGACGCGGUGGUGCUGAGGGGAUCCGGUGGCGCUGAGGGGACCGAGGGGACCCGGUUGAGCGUUGAGCGGCCGCGCCGGCUGAGGGGAACCGGUGCCGCCCCGAGGCUCCCGCUCGCGCGACGCCGUUGCCACGGAGACAGCCAUGGCAGCAAUGGCGGCCGCUGAGGCCGAUGAGGGUCCGGCUGAGGCAGACGGGAGUUCGUCUGAGGCCGACGAGGGUUCGGCCGGGGCCGAUGAGGGCUCGGCCGGGGCCGGCGAGGGUCCGGCUGCGGCCCCCGAGCCCUCGGCGUCCUCCUCCUCAGAAAGUAUUCCCUUGGAAGAAGACAAGGGUCUUCCCUACCCUGGGAUGCUACCAGUAGAUAAAAGGCUUUUCAACUUACAGAUCUACAAACUCCUUCAGUGUGUUCACGAGAAAGACAAGAAGCAAAUAGAAAAUCUGAUCCGGAAAGGAUUCCCAGAUCUCAUUAAUUACACAGAGCCUAAGGACGGAUACAGUGCCUUUCACUUGGCCUCCAUGAAAAACGACAUUGAGAUGUGCCGCUUCCUGCUGGAACACGGAGCUCAUCCCAACGUCCAUGACAACAUGGGAUGCACUCCAGCCAUGAAGGCAGCUGAGCUAGGCCAUGAGGUGAUUCUGGAAUUAUUAGCAGAAGCUCAUGCAGACAUGACUGCUGUGGAUAAUGAAGGGAAAGGUAUUUUGUUUUACUGCCUUUCACCUACAGCACGCCACUACCACUGCCUGCAAAUUGCCUUGGACUAUGGUGCAGAUGUCAACAACUGUACUACCAGUGGGAGGCCUGUGCUUCUACAAGCCUGUGAGCAAGCUCAUGAGGUUAAAGAUAUGUGCCUGAUUUUCUUGGAGAAAGGAGCAGAUCCCCAUGCAACAGACCCGGCCACGGGGCGCACAGCCGUGAUGGAAGCCACACGGGAAGGCGCUGCCGAGGUGGUGCUGGCUCUGCUUCAGAGGGGAGCCGAUGUGAACCUGUUUGACUUUGAAAGACACAGUGCCGCCCAUUUCGCAGCCAAAGGAGGCUUUCUUGAGAUUCUGACAAUUAUUUCAGGUUAUAAUGCAGACUUGAAACUGAUUGCUAUGAAUGGUAACACUCCACUUCAUUACGCUGCGGAGGGAGGAUUUGCAGAUUGCUGCAGGUAUAUAGGACAAAGAGGCUGUGAUCCUACAUGGUCAAACUUGGCCCAUCUGACCCCCAGGGAGGUUGCCAAGAACGGCGGCUUUAAAGCAGCAGUGACAGUGUUGCGCAAAGCUGAAAAAGCCUUCAAGAAGCCGGACGAGACCCUUGCCUGGUACCUGAAGGUGUACGACUGGUCCGUGCAGCACGAGGAGGCCAUCCGCAAGGAGUUCGAGAUGGAUGAGGAGGGAGAAGGAACAGUAUCCAGAAGUGAUUUUAUAUCAGUGAUUCAGAAGCACUGGGGCACUGUGGACCACGAACAGAUUGAAAUUCUUGCGAAAAUGCAUGAAGUAUCUGGUGACAGGAUCAGCCUUGAUGAUUUUUUUAAAGGCUCAAAAUACUUGCAGAAAACCUUUCUGCUAUCAUCUUUUGGGCCCAAAGCAAAGAAGAAGAAGAAACCACCAAAAAAAAAAGGCAAGAAAGGCCUCCCUGUGCCCAUUUGUGUAAUCCCAAAGAGUGAACGUCCGCUUAGGGAAGACGGCUUGCCUACCUACAUGGUUGAGGCUGUCCCAAACAUUUCUGAAGAGCAGCGUUUCAAACGGGACCAGCAAUCCGCCCAUCCCGUGCUCGAUGAUCGUGUCUGGUACGUGGAUGAGCCACGGAAAACCCUCAUGGAUAUCAACUACCUUGUCAGAGAAGGAGACUUCGUGUCUCUGCAGAAAGCAUUCGAUGAUGGUGUGCCAGUAGACAUACAAGAUAAAUAUUACAAAACACCUUUAAUGCUUGCAUGUGCAAAUGGCAACAUAGUUCUCGUGGAGUUUCUUCUGGAAAAGGGGGCUGAUGUAAAUGCAACAGACAACUUCCUGUGGACUCCUCUGCACCAUGCUUGCUACAAUGGACACCUGGAUAUCGUGGAGGUGCUGGUGAAGGCCGGAGCAGCCGUGAAUGCCCCUGCAAUAGGCAGCGCCACCCCGCUGAUGAGAGCCAUUGAGGCCUCCAGGCUGGACAUGGUCUAUUUCUUAAUCACUGCAGGUGCUGACAUCCAGGCUACAAACAGCUAUGGAAAGAGCGUUCUUGAUCUUGCUGAAGGAUUUGGAGAUGCUAAAAUAAUUGAACUUCUUGAAAAUCAACUGCAAAUUUUGGCAGAAGAACAAGAAAAAGAAGAAGCAAAGCCAGCAAAAGGUGGGAAGCCAAAACCAGCAGAGCCAGCAAAACCUGUGAAAAAAGAGUCUCUAGAUGGCUCUGAACCACCUGAGGAAGCGCCUGUUCCCGGACAGAAAAAGCGUUCCCGAAAAGACAGCGCUGCUUAUUGGAAAUCUUUGGCAAUGAGAGGAAACAAAAAUGACAUCUCCUUCAGACCCAGAAAAAUAUGGAGCCCUGAUCCCACAGCAAUACAGCUUGCAGAAAAGCAAGAAUUACUCCAUGAACGUGCUGCUCUUUAUGGUCACAUGGAAGAUUUUACAACCCUCUUCAACAGAAAAUUUAACAAUUAAGCACAGCAUCUGGAAGAAGCUUCUUCAGCUCCUAUUUUGAGGAGACAAAGAUUUAAAAGGCUACUCCUUUGCAAGAAAGGAAUCCUGCAGUGCUCAGUAAAUAUAUCUCAGUUACCAUAAAAGAAAACUCUAUCAAGUUUUUCCUCAAUAGAUUAUGUUGCUUACACACAAUCUUUUGUUGAGGGCUUAGUCUGGAACAAGAUUUAUCCUUGUGAGAUUCUAACUCUUGGAGCUGGCUCAGUAUACCUCAUGGAAUAGCCACUGUUGGGACACACACGUCCUUUGUAAAGGUGUGGCUUUGUAAAGCUUUCUUUACCCCAACACAAAGCUUCUUCCUGGAAGAUUCCUUACCCUGCUGCUCUAAAUAUAUAGAUAAUUAGAUGGCAUUCCAUAGUUAGCUAAGACAGCAGUGUUCUGAGUUGUCUGUAGAGGCAACAGGGAGUUCAGAAUUUACAGCCAGGCCUCUCACUGUCUAAUGUACUUCUUUCAUGUUCUCCCAUUCGUUUGCCAAAGUGCACGUGAGACCUGAAACUGCUUCCACCCCAAUGGGCACAUAUUGUUUUCCUUCUGAUCUCUUGAAAGGAUAACAGUCUUUAUGUAAUAAUCUGUAAUCCAUUUGCUGUGUCUCCCACAGACCCUUGUUAUCCCCCAGAUGAAGGAGGGGUCUUGUAGGGGGUGCUGAUGGUGACUGCCCUGCAGAGUUCCAACCCACUGAGAUCACCGAGUCCAACCUUUGACCACUGUGUCAACCACACCACAGCACUGAGUGCCACAUCUGAUCUUUCCUUAACACCUCCAGGGACGGUGACUCCACCACCUCCCUGGACACCCAUUCCAAUGUUAACCCUUCCCAUGAAGGAAUUCCUCCUAAUGUCCAACCUGAAUAUGUAUUUCUUCAUCCUCCAGGUAAUUUUUCCUAAGCUCUUCCAAUUUGCCAGAGGGGGCUGUCAACAAAUGCUGCUCCGGGGCAUCCAAAAUUGUCGUCACAUUCCUUGUUCCAAUUUUUUUCCUUCUAGCUUCUUUCUAAGACAUUUAUCCUGCUCCAUCACCUCCUGAAGGACCAACUGAAGCAACUGAUUCACUUCCCAUUCCCUCUGAACCACUUCCAGUUCAGCAGCUCCCUGUGAGCACUCCUGAGAGCUGCAAAGCUUUCAUCCGUAAUGACUCUCUGGGGGUUGUCCUGACUUUUCUCCUGGAGUAAAACGUUCCAACAGGUCUGAACCCCAGCGAUCACUCCACGGCAGCCAAGGGACGCUGUCUGUGAUGCCAGUUGAGCAUUAUGACCAACCUCUGAGGCUGGGUAACCUCUGAGGUUCUUGUUAACGGAUCCCUUGGGGGGAAUCAGAGUGAAACGACACUGAAUGACCGGAGUGUGAUUUUUAUCUGUCAGCAUAAAACUUCUGCUGGCUGCAGAUGAUUGCAAAUAACACAAGCAGUAGUGCUUCAGUUACGUCAUAGAAGGCAGCACGGGCAAGGAGCCCGUGAACAAUUGUAAAUGAAACUGCAUCUCUGAAAGAAGGAGAAGCAAAGGGGCAAUUUGCUGAACAGCAGCCAUCAAAAUAAAAUCAAGCAGCAGUCAGA